CUCAAAACCCAAACAAAACGAAGCAGAUAUAUGUCGCCAACAAACACAACGCGGCAAAAUGGGGAGUGAAAAUAUAAGAGCCGACGCUAACGACUCGCGCUGUGUAUUUUUUAACACCCACUCAGAGGACCACCGAUGCCUGCCGUCGACUCCCCCGAGACACUGCGCGUGGACGUACACUUCCGACUAUCAGGAGGGGGAUUCGACAUGGCGGUUGCUGGUUGUUCCAUCUCCAUCGUUGAGGUCCCUGGUGGUUCCCGUGGCCCCGUCCGUGCUGGGCGGCCGACUUGGGUGGUGAUAUUAACAGUAAAAAGAGCCACGGGAACAUUCUCCUUGGCCGGAUGUGUCUUCAUGCUCUUCGUCAUCUGGCUUCUUCGCCGCUAUCACUCCUUGGCGCAGAAGAUGAUUCUCAGCUUGACUGUGGCGGCCUUCUUUGACAGCUUAGCAUAUGUCAUGGGUGAGUCCCACCCUGAGGGUUCUCUCUGUGACUUUCAGGCCUGGUGGCUCACAUACUUUGAUUGGAGUGCCUUGGCCUGGGUUUGCCUCAUUACGCUUAACCUGUACUUUAACCUGGUCCGGGAGAUGAGCACGAGCAAAUAUGAAAUCAUCUACCAUCUGAUGGCGUGGGGGGUGCCCUUGGUCAUGGCCUCCCUACCUCUGCUCAAAGGUUCCUACGGCCCUGCAGGAGCCUGGUGCUGGAUCACAGACGAUCACGUAGCCUGGAGAUUUGGGAUAUGGUACGUGCCUCUGUUCACUCUCAUCCUGCUGAUGAUCUGCUGCUACGCCAGGAUCAUCUGCGUGGCCAAUAACCGGAUGCAGUCGUGGCUGGGAACGUUCAACCCGGAGCGAGAGCGACGAAAGGUGUCCCUGGCCGAGGAGAUCAAGCCUCUGAAGUGGUAUCCGUCUGUUUACCUGUUGGUGUCUAUCUUCCCGCUCAUCAACAGGCUCCAUAAUGCCCUCUACCCGCAGGAUCCAUCCUUCUCCCUCACCCUGUUGCACGUCCUGUCCGCUCCUCUUCACGGCUUGGCCAAUGCCUUCGUAUUUGGCCUGGAUCGGGACUGGUGGAGCCUCCUGAGCCCUACUGGCAUGCAGCUGGCCUUGCAGUCGCGGCUGUGCGACAGGACCCGCAUUGGGGAGUACCACGCGGGCACCGUGCGCUACACCCAAGCUGACCUGGUCGAGCUGAGCGACGACGAGGACAACGCCAACACGCUCUUCUACGCGCCGCACAUGACCCUGAAAGACCGAGGGCCCUGAGGGGGAGACAAAGGACGGCGAAGGCUGACAUAGAGAAAUGCGGCGGAUUUGAAAGCAGGGUGGUGAGCGAAUGGAAGGGAAGAUUGGGGGGAAAGUCAGGCAGAUAGAACCCGGAGAUGAGCUGUCAGGUUCCAUUAUUAAUCCCCAUCCUUUACUAUUUAAUAUCCUAAAGACGCGCACACGCACAUACUGAGCAGGGCUGCAAUACUACACGCGCGGCGCUAAAGAUCCUCCUCGUGUUUAAAAAGGCUUCCGCAGCAUCCCGAAGGUCUUAAAACAUUCCUCAUCACUGCACCCUCGACUCCUUCAAUCUGCACUUUUGGCAGACCACCAAGAUGGAGGAGGAGGGAGAGAGGGGAAAAAAAGAAAAGAACCGCUGAAAGGCAAUCAUAACAAGGUGCUAGUUUAGCAUUCAGAGCAAUUACCUUUUCACCUCUCUGCAGGAGACGAGGAGAAAAGCGGGCCUUUUUUUUUUUUUGACGACUCUUCUUCUCAUUUAAUUUCAUGAAGGAAGACGUUAGCAGUGGACUGUAUUUUUUUCUGCCUUUUGCAGUAUUGUCGCUGUCUGACUAAAAAACACAUGUCCACGUUUUUGUGUCUCUUAUAACCAGAUGUACACGAUUAACUCAAAGAAAAUUAACCAUAAAUUACUAAGAAUUAUUCUGAACUCCCGUGUCCAUGCCAUCAUGUCGAUGUAGCGUCAUUUCCCAUAGCUCACAUCAUCUUCUUCCUCAUCAACAGCGCCUCUACUGGUUUCUAGCAAGUAGUGCACUCCAUUGUGCUUCAAAGCAUGAUUAUUCAAGUAAGUAACUCCACACAUCUUUAACUAUCCCAUUGUGUUGAUCAGCAGAUUAGCUCUUCGGUAAUGAAUUCCCACAAAGAAAGCCAAUAGUGCUUUUUAUUUUCAUGUUCUUUCAGUUUUCUAACAAACAUAGCGAAGAUAAACGACAUGUUAGCAAAGCAUCGCGUUGACAUUUCACAAAACAAUCCCCGUGAUCAAAGGCUGAUGCCCAAUUUAGCCAUUCAGUUUGACUUGAGUGCGUCAAUCCGACUCAAGUUGGCGAAAUUUGACCUUUAUUGAUGAUUGGCAAAAGAAUACAUGACGUUCAGCCAUUAGCCAAUGUUGGUGUGUUCACACUUUUCAUUUGUAAUUUGGAGACAUUAUUAAAAAGAGUGACAUGUCACAAAAUGGACAUUAAAAGUUUUUUAAUUGGACAGCGACGACAGGUUUACUUUUACACAGAUUUUGUGAAAACUGUGUAUCUCCAUAUCUUUGAUUUGGAUAACGAUCAAAUGUUGCAUAUAUUUGAUGGGUCAAAAAGAGUUUUGGAAAUGUUUGCCUAACAGAAUUCCGUAGGAUGUCUUGUGAAAAACCAUGUAUCUCCAAAAAUAAGAGUUGCUAUGUUCAAAGUCAUUUGUGCACUGUACAUGAAUCACGGUCAAAUUAGCGUGAGUACAGCAUUCGGGAUCUCAACACAGGAGCUAAAAUUUGGAUAUUCUCAUGUUUUUUUAUAUAUUGUGCGGCGACAACAUAGCAGUAUUAUUUUUGCCUUUUAUACAUAAUGUCCUUUGAAAACCAUGUAUCUCCAAACUUUGUUGCGGUUUUGGUUGUUGGAACAACCAAGAUAGCUGAUCGUUUGCCCCGUCCGACAAAUUUUGUGCGCAAAACACAGGUCACAGUUUUAUUGUGAUCACAAUCAAAUUUUGGAUGUUUGUAACAUUACUAGAGAUCUCAACGCCAAAUAUGGUCUCUCUUGUUCAGUUUUUAGAAAGUUGCAACAUUCAAAAUAGCUUUUUGAUACACAGCAUUAUAAACAAUUGCUAAUCAUGUAAACCCAUUAAUUUCUUAGUUUGUUUGUAUUCAAAAAGUAGACAACGACAUGAGUAUGUUUAGAGAUAAAUGUCUUUUUCCUAUUUUGCAGCAUCGAUACAAUUAUUGUUUACUCGUACACGUAAUGUCGAACAGUCUGGAAACAAAAACUUCCAUCCAUCCAUCCAUCCAUAUUCUACCGCUUAUUCCCUUUGUGGUCGCGGGGGGCGCUGGUGCCUAUCUCAGCUACAAUCGGGUGGAAGGCAGUGUACACCCUGGACAUGUCGCCACCUCAUCGCAGGAAACAAAAACUUGUAAUUCCAAAGUUUGGGGUUGAGGGUUUGGAAAAAAAACUAAAAAAGUACUGUAGAUUAUUUAACAUCCAUUUACCAUUGAAACGGCAUCUUCCUUUUUUUUUUUUUAUUUUAAAGGGGAAUAUUAGCACAAUUUUAGAAGGGUUAAAACCAAUAAAAAUCAGUUCCCAGUGGCUUAUUUUAUUUUUCGAAAUUUUUUUCGAAAUGUUACCCACCCUGGAAUAUCCCUAAAAAAAGCUUUAAAGUGCUUGAUUUUCCCUAUUAAGCCACUGUCCAUUUCCCUGUGACGUCACAUAGCGAUUCCAAUACGAACAAUGGCGAAUACCACAGGAAGAUAUAGCGACAUUAGCUUGGAUUCAGACUCUGAUUUCAGCGGCUUAAGCGAUUCAACAGAUUACGCAUGUAUUGAAACAGAUGGUUGGAGGCAGAUAGUGAAAAUGAAAUUGAAGAAGAAACGACGCUAUUCGGCCAUCUUUGCGUUAGCAUCGCCGGUAAAAUGUGCAGACCGACCGAUCAGGACUUUGGCAUUGACAAUGGAUCAACCUAAAUCCGUCGAUUGUUUCGCAUUAAAUGUGGGUGGAAGGAAACGCUGGAUGUAAAUAUAGUUUCAAAUGUACAUACAGGUAGUCUAAAUAGCAUGUUAGCAUCGGUUAGCUGGCAGUCAUGUCGCGACCAAAUAAGUCUAUAACAACACUCACCUUUGUGAUUUCGUUGAUUUUAUCAUUGGGAAUGCAUCUACUUUGAGUGUCGCAGGAUAUCCAGACAUUUUUGCCAUCUCUGUGCCAUCUCUGUCGUAGCAUCGCCGGUAAAAACCAAACGGGGGACUUUUGCAUCUCUUGACACUGGAGCAACUUAAAUCCGUCGAUUGCUAAGUGUUUGUUCGGCAUUAAAUGUGGAUGGAGGAAAAGGCUAAAUGUAAAUAUAGCUACAAAUGAGGCAUAAUGCUGCAAUAUGUACACACAGCUAGCCUAAAUAGCAUGUUAGCAUCGAUUAGCAUGCCGUGCUAAUCGAUGCACAUUCUACGUAAAUCAACUUGAAUCCGUCCCUGAUCGUUGUUGUUACACCCUCCGACAACACACCGACGAGGCAUGAUGUCUCCAAGGUAUCGGAAAACAGUCGAAAAAACGGAAAAUAACAGAGCUGAUUCGACUCGAUGCGUCUGAUGUGUAGGGAAAAAUGGCGUUGAGUACCGAUGUGAUGUCACGUUCUGACGUCGUCGCUCAGAGAAGCAUAAACAGAAAGGCGUUUAAUUCGCCAAAAUUCACCCAUUUAGAGUUCGGAAAUCGAUUAAAAAAAUAUAUGGUCUUUUUUCUGCAACAUCAAGGUAUAUAUUGACGCUUACAUAGGUCUGGUGAUAAUGUUCCCCUUUAAAGAGUAAUUUUUAGUUUCUUUUCAGAUUUGACAUUUUUUAAAUUAAUUUUAAUAUUAUACAGCAAAGAUAUAAUAGUACUUUUGUUUGCUUUUACAUGAGUUUGGAGGAUGUCUUGUGAAAAAAAACAGGUAUUCUGAAAAAGUUGGCCAUUUGCCCUUGCAGCAUCGAUACGAUUAUUGUUUACUCGUGCACGUAAGGUCGAACAGUCUGAAAACAAAAACUUGUAAUUCCAAAUUUUGGGUGUGAGGGUUUGGAAAAAAACUAAAAAAGUACUGUAGAUUCUUUAACAUCCAUUUACCAUCGAAACGGCAUCUUUCUUUAUUUUUUCGAUUUUAAAGAGUAAUUUUUAGUUUCUUUUCAGAUUUGACUUUUUUUUUUUAAUUUAUUUUCAUAUUAUACAGCAAAUAUAUAAUAGUACUUUUGUUUGCUUUUACAGGAAUUUAGAGGAUGGCUUGUGAAAAAAACAGGUAUUUUGAAAUAGUUGGCCAUUUGCCCUGUCCGACAUUUUCUUGUGCGCAGAACACAGGUCACAGUUUUAUUGUGAUCACACUCAAAUUUUGCACGUUUGUAACAUUACUUGAGAUCUCAACGUCGGCCAAAUAUGGUCUCUCUUGCUUCAAUUUUUAGGAAGUUGCAACAUUCAAAAUAGCUUUUUUAUAUACAGCUUUAUACACAAUUGCUAAUCAUGUAAAACCAUUAAUUUAUUUGUUUGUAUUUAAAAAGUAGACAACGACAUAAGUAUGUUUAGAGAUAAAUGUCUUUUUCCUAUUUUGCAGCAUCGAUAUGAUUAUUGUUUACUCGUACACGUAAUGUCGAACUGUCUAGAGACAAUUUGCCCAUUUGCCCUGUCCGACAUUUUCUUGUGCGCAGAACACAGGUUACAGUUUUAUUGUGAUCACACUCAAAUUUUGCAUGUUUGUAACAUUACUUCAGAUCUCAACGUCGGCCAAAUAUUGUUUCUCUUGCUUCAAUUUUUAGGAAGUUGCAACAUUCAAAAUAGCUUUUUUAUAUACAGCAUUAUAAACAGUUACUAAUCAUGUAAAACUGUUAAUUUCUUAGUUUGUUUGUAUUCAAAAAGUAGACGAACACAGUUUAGAGAUAAAUUUAUUUUUCCUGUUGUACUGCAUUGAUACAAUUAUUGUUUACUCGUAUGUAUAAUGUCAAACAGUCUGGAAACAAAAAACUUGUAAUUCCAAAUUAUGGGGGUGAGGAUUUGGAAAAAAGUACUUUGGAAAAAAACUAUUUAUUUCUUCUUUAUAUUUAUCAUCCAUUUACAAUGGAAACUUGCGGGGUUUUUUUUGAUUUUGAUGAGUAAUUUUUAGUUUCUUUUCAGAUCUGACAUUUUUUGGACACAGGUCACAGUGUUAUUAUGAUCACACACAAACUUUGGAUUUUUGUAGCAUUACUUGACAUCUCAACGUCGGCCAAACAUGGCCUGGAUUGCUUUUUUAUUGCUGGUUAUGACAUUCAAAAGAAGGUUCAUGUACACUAUUAUUAACAAUUGCAGAUCAUCUAAGACCUUCUUUUUCCUAGAUUUUGCAUUCAAAAAGUAGACUACUUUACAUUAGUAAGUGCAAAGACAAAUAUAUAUUUCUAUUGUAUAGUAUUAGUGUUAACUUUUACACAUAAUGUCGUACAUUAUGUGUAAAACAUUGUAUCCGAAUUUUAGGGCCAAAGAGUUUUAAAAAAAUAAAAACAAACACUGAGGGUUCAUUGUCUUCUAUCCGCCCGACCUGACUUCUUUUUAAUGUAGAACACAUGUAAAAUUUUAUCUGUAUCACGUAAAAAAUUUUGCAUAUUUGGCCUGUCUGACUUUUUUUUUUUUUUUUUUUGCGGUACACAGGUCACACUUUUGUUCGGGUCUCGGACAAAUUUUGCGUGGUUGUACAAUUACUUCAGAUCUCGAAACGGGGUAAAAUUUGGGACUUGGUCUUUAAUAUGGUACAAUUUUUUGAACGUCAUAAACACAAAAAAUUCUGAGACACGUGCUGUUUUUAUUGAGCACAAGGACAACGGGUGUUUUGAACGCUUAUUUUGUUUUCAUUUUAUAUAAAAAUUGUUCAAGGUAUUUCAAAAUAACUUUUGUAUUCAGUAUUUUAAACACUUGGUGAUCAUUUACGACAAUUUCUUAGUUUCUUUCCAUUCAAAAAAUAGACGUUUGCGCAUGAGUACUGUAUUUUUCGGAGUAUAAGUCGCAACUGCCGAAAAUGCAAAAUAAAGGAGGGAAAAAAACAUGUAUAAGUCGCAUUUUUGGGGGAAAUGUAUUUGAUAAAACCCAACACCACAGAAUAGACAUUUGAAAGGCAAUUUAAAAUAAAGAAUAGUGAACAACAGGCUGAAUAAGUGUACGUUAUAAGACGCAUAAAUAACCAACUGAGAAGGUGCCUGGUAUGUUAACGUUUAAUUUUAUGGUAAGAGUCAUUCAAAUAACUAUAACAUAUAGAACAUGCUAUAGUAUAGUUUACCAAACAAUCUGUCACUCCUAAUUGCUAAAUCUGAUGAAAUCUUAUACGUCUAGUCUCUUACAUGAAUGAGCUAAAUAAUAUUUUUGAUAUUUUACAGUAAUGUGUUAAUAAUUUCACACUCAAGUCGCUCAUGAGUAUAAGUCGCACUCCUGGCCAAACUAAGAAAAAAACUGCGACUUAUAGUCCGAAAAAUACGGUAAGUUUGGAGAUACAUUUAUUUUUCCUAUUGUACAGCAUAACUACAGCAAUUUACAUUACAGUUUACUUCCACACAUAAUGUCGUAUGGUCUCGUAAAAAAACGUCCGUCUCCAAAUUUUGCGGGAGAAGACUUUGAAUUCCUCAUCUGCAUCAUAGAUUCCCCUGGUCAUUCCUUUUUUUUGUACUAAGAACACAGCUCACGUUUUUUAUUUGAACCGCAUUCAAAAUGUGCAUGGCGGUGGUCCAUUUGCCGUGUCCGACAUCUCUUUGUGCGCAGAACACAAGUAACCGUUUUCAGUCCGUUCACGAUCAAAUUGUAACGGAACUUGAGCUCUCCAAAUAUUGUGACUAUGUCUUUCAUCUUGAUGAAGUUACAGCAAUUUCUUAUUGUCAUAAGCACUCAAAAUUCGCAAACACGUGUUUAUUCUCUUGUUGUUGUUUUUGAAAGGUUAUUUUGUUUUCUUGCUGUAUAAAAAGUACUUGUAGUUUUUGAUAUACUGUAUUUAUAACAACAUUGUACAUUGAAAUGUACAUUUUUUAUAUGGUCCCACCCUGCUGCUCAGCCAUAUGAACAACAAAAAUAUUUUUCACACACUCUUUUCCCUUUCCCGAAGGUCCAAACAGGUAAAUGAUGGCCUAACGCUGCUUAGCAACAGUCUCCGACAGUUCAUCAUCUCAUGGUUGGUGUCAGUGGUGCCACGAGGUGUGAUUGGCAGCAUAAUGCCAUCCAUUUAAAUUUAGCCUGGCCCCGUUUCUUCGCCCUCCUCUUCUUGUUUACAAUUUUUUCAGCGGCUUGUGCGAAGUGACCGCUGUCAGUGGCCUCGCUUGACGAGUUGAACUAAUGACCCGACACUUGACCCCCUUUUCACCCCCCUUGCUGUUGAACUUUCCCUCUGGGUGUCAGUGACACCACGGUGCGACUCCGAGUUAGCACUUUAACGGAGCUUUGCCACCAUCUUACACAAACACACACCCGCACACACAGACUCGCAUCCCUUCCCUUAUUUUUGGCAGCGUCGCUGGUCUGACUUGACUUGCACUCCAUCAAAUAAAUGAGCAGCAAAGACGUCUCAUAACAAA
Messenger RNA from Nerophis ophidion (straightnose pipefish), 8497 nucleotides. The record is from RefSeq and is a predicted model, not a curated record. Gene Ontology annotation, molecular function: G protein-coupled receptor activity. The coding region runs from base 136 to 1257 and encodes 373 amino acids. Gene Ontology annotation, cellular component: plasma membrane. The transcript is spliced from 15 exons. Gene Ontology annotation, biological process: cell surface receptor signaling pathway; regulation of DNA-templated transcription; adenylate cyclase-activating G protein-coupled receptor signaling pathway. NCBI's taxonomy places the organism in Eukaryota, Metazoa, Chordata, Actinopteri, Syngnathiformes, Syngnathidae.